Molecule: messenger RNA, 1312 nt
Organism: Annulohypoxylon truncatum
Lineage: Eukaryota; Fungi; Ascomycota; Sordariomycetes; Xylariales; Hypoxylaceae
Exons: 2
Coding region: 419-946 (175 amino acids)
Source: RefSeq, a predicted model, not a curated record
AACCAACUUACACCCUAAUGUGCGAGAAAGCCUCAAACAAGGUUAUCUCGAGUUCUGAUUGGCCCUAGUUCUAUGCGGUACUAAUUUUGAGGCUAUCGUGCACGUUAGGCAUGGCAGAAUCGGCCGUGAUCCCAACCGUGGCGUUCACACUAAAUAUGCCGGUCAUAGGGAUCGGAAUUAGCUGGAACCCGGAAGAUGCACGUAUGAUGGGCCCUGGUGGAUAUCUCGCCUCCUCGAUCGACACGUUGGACUCCGCCACGUAGCUGACCGCCCCAUUGUAGCUCCAUAUUCGAGCAUAACGGGAACCUUUAAGAAGGCCCAAACGACCCUCCUCUAAAAUUUUACCAGAUUUUUUUUAUUGAAGAAAAAGAACCUCUCUCCUCGAGAAUCGAAUAAAAAUAAAAAAUCCUGCAACAAUAUGGGUUUCUACAACAACUUUAACUUCCGAGCAGCACCGCCUAUACCGGCCUACUUCAUUGGCGCGGGCAGCAUACUCCUUGGCGUGAAUUGCUUCGUCCGCCCCACACAAGAGUACGGCCGAUUCGGCUUGCCGCUGGAACCAGCACCCCGGUCGAAGCGGGAACGGGGCGAAAAACGCGAGCGCGGCGAACGUGGUGAAAGACGAUCCAGCAGCGCCGAAGAGGGUCGCGCGUCCCCGUUGAUACACCUAAAAGGCAUUCGCGAAGUCACAUACGGCCUAUCCCUAGGAGUUCUAAAAUGGCUGAAGCACGACGACGCUGUCACGGCAUUCACGGCGAUUAUGGCGCUCGCGGGCCUGGGAGACGGUCUCGUCAUCUGGUUCAACGGAGGGGAGAAAAAUAGGAAGAAGGCCUGGGGUCAUUGGGGCGCUUUCUUGAUCCUCGGUGGCUGGUCCCUGUGGAGGACAUUAACAACGGCCAGCCCGAGAGGGGUGGGAUCGGGAGGCUUCCAAGUUUUCAGGAAAUAAAUUUGUGUGGCUUUUUCGGAUGGGGAAAACGAACGCCACAGAACCAGCCACAUCGCUCAACGAUUUCAAAUUCUCAUCGAGAGAAUUGAUACCGAGCGGAAGGGCAGGCGGGAAGAGGAAUGCAUUUGGGUCUGGAGGGGUGUGUUAUAUCAUGCGCAGUUUGGCUCGGAAAGCCGGGUCAUAUAUACGGGUUACAUCACACGAGAAAAAAAAAAUAAAAGAUAUCAGGAGGAAAGUCUAGGUACAUACCUACUCUAGCAUGACCUAAAAAGGUAUCAAUCGAAUUGUUAUAGACUAUCAGCUGACUGCGGAUAUUUCGGCGAUGUUUGCCGGGAGUUGGGUUCCGACGGUGUGGAACGAGAUGAA